This is a messenger RNA of Aspergillus niger, 897 nucleotides long. RefSeq lists its product as uncharacterized. The record is from RefSeq and is a predicted model, not a curated record. The transcript has 4 exons. Lineage: Eukaryota; Fungi; Ascomycota; Eurotiomycetes; Eurotiales; Aspergillaceae. The coding region runs from base 1 to 897 and encodes 298 amino acids.
AUGUACUUCAGUCUGCUCGUCUGGUUGACAUCUUGCAUGAUUGCCGCCACCUUGGUCUUGUUGUGCCCAGAAUUUCAUAGUCGGCAGAGGUUCAACAAAUGGAGGGAAACAACCCCCAAGAAAAUCCCCAAGAAAAACAAAAAGAGGACGAAGAUGAUGAACAUUAUGGGAAGAGGGACAGCCGAUGAAGUCAGGGAAGCAGAGUACGAAUCCUUGAAGUGUACAAUAUCUAUCCAGUUUCAAUUCACUUGCGUUGUUCAAAUCAAGCCCGGUACUCUAACGCUGACCAUGCAGAUGCCUCGCCGUUUGAAGCAAGAAUACUACUAUCGGAUCUAUAGCCCGGAGCGCUGUCAAACUCAGCCCAAAUUCCGUUUUGAUGUUAAUCCUGGGCACGUUGAUAAAAGGGACAGCUUACUCGAAGCUUCAAAGAACCUUGCUGACGGUCUUCCUUUUUUGAAGCCAUAUAAUGGGUAUCGCUCACACAGUGGUGACGUGAGAAAUUCUAUCACAUACGGCCAACAGAAGCCAUGCGCUGUGCUGUGCUCUGAUUCAGCAUGCUGGAGCAGUGGGCGUAUUGCUGGUCCUGCAAUAAUCAAGGCAGCCAGAAGGCUGGGAUCACGUGUGAGCGACUCUUGUGCGGAUGUCGACGAAUUUACAAUCGAGAUGGCGAGAAACCGGGGCACUGAUUUUGCGGGCUACGCCGAGGACGCCCUGGCUAGAUACAAAGUCGAUGCUAACAGAGGCGCCACUAGCAAGAAGAGGAGAAAGAGGAUCAGGUGGGAAACGACAGCCGCUGGUCUUUUUGAUCGAGUGGUGGCGGAUGAGGGCCAUAUGUUAAAAGCCAUAUCCACUCGCGUCCAUCAGUCGGUGGCGCGCCUCCAGGCUCGACCUUUUUGA